AUGACACUUUUUGAUGUGUUCCAUGCAACUUUUCUUCAGGAAAAAAAAGAGAAAAACAGAGGCGAGGUGGAGAGGCGAGAUACGUUAAUUGAUCUCUUGGAGGCACACAGAUCCCGUCCCUCAGUCCAAGGGCGAGACUGGGUGAAAAAUCACUGGUUUCAACCACAGAGUGUGGUGGAUCGGAUGAGGGUAUUGCAGAAGGAAGCUAAGGUUAAGAAGGGAAAAGUAAAAGCUAUAAUUUGUGUAGUGUUAGGAGCAAGUCUGGCAGCUGCAGUGGAAGAGUAAAAGAAGUCUAGUCAAGCUGAUGCUGUAAUAGAAUCACUGCAGACAGUCAUACAGACCCUGCAAAACCAAUUGAGAGAUACUAAAGGGUUGUUAGAGGAGCAAAGGGAUCAAAAAAGAAUAUUGAAAGAUGAAUUGAGGGAAUACAUUUUGGCAGAGAUGGAUACACAUGCCGGGGCAGAAGUGAAACUUUUAGAGAAGAGGAUAUGUCAAAUCUAUCCCCAAGGAGAUUUGCAGAAGGUAAAGGAAACUGUAGAAAGCCUCCCCCAUAUGUAUCCACUGGUUAAAACAGAGUAUGUGUACGAGGACAAUAGCGAUAACCGUCCUCAGGUUAUCACCAAGGAAGUCCCAUUUACAGCAACUGAAUUGGCAAAGCUGAGAAGAGAUUUUUCAAGGACUGCAAAAGAGUCAGAGACAGAGUAUGUGUGGAGAGUGUCUUUGUCAGGAGGGGAUGGAAAUUUGUUGUCAGAGAAUGAAGCAGAAGGAUAUUGGGGACCGGGUGUGUUUCUAACCACUGACAACCGCCGAGCACCUUGGUCAUUGACACAGAGAGUUGCAUACUGGGUCGGAGGGCUGAAGCCCUUGGAGAGGGGAGAUCCCCUUGCCAUAACGGGCACAGUGGAUCAGUUAGUGGAAAAUGUGCAGCAGGCAGCUUGUCUGCAAAUGAUGUAUGAUCAGGAGCUCAAGCCCGAUCAAGGCUCCCCAAUGAUGAUGCCUGUAGACCCAGAGAGGAUGACUCCACUGAUACGAGGACUCCCUGAUUCCCUGAAAACCAUUGCUAUUCAAGUGCAAGGGAAGAUUCAAAACAUUCCUAAUGGAGAAAGAGUGACUGCUGCUCUGGAGGGGAUAGUGACCCCAUACCAUCGACUGCCGGGUAGGAAAGUAUGGACAUGGGAAGAGGUAGCCCAGGAAUUGAUUAAUUUUGGAAGGAAAUAUGGCCCCAUUGGGGGAUCGUACCAAAGAAAUGAGACCAGGGUCGUGCGGGCUGCAGAACAAAUUAGUGGGAGACAAUCAUCCAUGAGGAAGGGACAAUGCUUGGGAUAACCCCGAUUUCAGAAUCCAGGGAGAGAGAGGCCCCUAACUCGACUGGGAUUGUGGCAACUAGAGCUUCAGAAAGGCAUUCCUCAGAAACUGAUGGAUGGACUCAUGACCAAAAAAUUGGAAAAAUUUGUGGAGAAAUGGCCAGAGCAAAGGGUCACUUUCAAACCAACCCAUAGUGCUCCACCCUUACUAGAUCUUGGGGAGGAGCCAACUGGAGAAAAGAAGGUGUCAGGAAACUAG
This is a messenger RNA of Athene cunicularia (burrowing owl), 1563 nucleotides long. RefSeq lists its product as uncharacterized. NCBI's taxonomy places the organism in Eukaryota, Metazoa, Chordata, Aves, Strigiformes, Strigidae. The record is from RefSeq and is a predicted model, not a curated record. The transcript is spliced from 2 exons.